Messenger RNA from Neomonachus schauinslandi (Hawaiian monk seal), 4538 nucleotides. RefSeq names its product DNA polymerase alpha 1, catalytic subunit (gene POLA1). The record is from RefSeq and is a predicted model, not a curated record. Gene Ontology annotation, cellular component: alpha DNA polymerase:primase complex. The coding region runs from base 1 to 4404 and encodes 1467 amino acids. The transcript is spliced from 37 exons. NCBI's taxonomy places the organism in Eukaryota, Metazoa, Chordata, Mammalia, Carnivora, Phocidae. Gene Ontology annotation, biological process: leading strand elongation; mitotic DNA replication initiation; lagging strand elongation. Gene Ontology annotation, molecular function: chromatin binding; purine nucleotide binding; DNA-directed DNA polymerase activity.
AUGGCGCCCGUGAACGGCGAGGACUGCGACCUGGGGUCGAGCGCUGCGUCAGAUUCAGGGAGUUUUGUAGCUUCUAGAUCCCGGCGAGAAAAGAAAUCAAAGAGAGGGCGCCAGGAAGCUCUAGAAAGACUGAAAAGGGCUAAAGCUGGUGAGAAGUAUAAAUAUGAAGUUGAGGACUUCACAAGUGUUUAUGAAGAAGUUGAUGAAGAACAGUAUUCGAAGCUGGUUCAGGCCCGCCAGGAUGAUGACUGGAUCGUGGAUGAUGAUGGUAUCGGCUAUGUGGAAGAUGGCCGAGAGAUUUUUGAUGAUGACCUUGAAGACGAUGCCCUUGAUUCUCAUGAGAAAGGAAAAGAUGAUAAAGCACGUACCAAAGACAAGAGGAAUGUAAAGAAGGCUGCGGUGACAAAACCAAACAAUAUCAAGUCAAUGUUCAUUGCUAGUGCUGGGAAGAAGACUGCAGAUAAAGCUAUAGACUUGUCCAAGGAUGAUCUGCUAGGUGACAUUCUACAAGAUCUGAACACUGAGAAACCUCAAAUAACUCCACCACCUAUAAUGAUACCAAAGAAGAAAAGAUCCAUUGGAGCUUCACUGAAUCCUUUCUCUGUGCACACCUCCAAGGCAGUUCCUUCAGGAAAAACUGCUUCCCCUGUCUCAAGGAAGGAGCCUCCGUUAACUUCAGUUCCUCUUAAAUGUGCUGAAUUUGCUGGAGAGCCGCUGCCAGCGUUGUGUAUAGAUGACAAGGAGGACUCAGGAGCAAUGGAUUUUGAAGAUGGUGACUUUGAUGAGCCCAUGGAGGCUGAGGAAGUGGAUGUGGAGCCUGUGGCUGUCAAGACUUGGCACCAAGAGAGUGAGCCAGCAGAGGGGGUGAAACGUGAGGCAGAUCCUGGGAAAGGGACCACGUCCUACUUGGGAAGUUUUCUCCCAGAUGUUUCUUGUUGGGACAUUGAACAGGAAGAUGACAGCAGUUUCUCAGCCCAGGAAGUCCAAGUGGAUUCCAGUCACCUCCCACUGGUCAAAGGGACAGACGAGGAGCAAGUGUUUCAGUUUUAUUGGCUGGAUGCUUAUGAAGAUCAGUACAACCAACCAGGUGUGGUAUUCCUGUUUGGCAAAGUUUGGAUCGAAUCCGCCAAAACCCAUGUGAGCUGUUGCGUCAUGGUGAAAAACAUCGAGCGAACACUCUACUUCCUUCCCCGAGAAACGAAAAUUGAUCUAAAUACAGGAAAAGAAACAGAAACUCUAGUUACAAUGAAGGAUGUUUAUGAUGAAUUUGAUGAGAAAAUAGCAGCAAAAUAUAAAAUCAUGAAGUUCAAGUCCAAGCCAGUGGAAAAGAACUAUGCUUUUGAGAUACCUGAUGUUCCAGAAAAAUCUGAGUACUUGGAAGUUAGAUACUCGGCUGAAAUGCCACAGCUUCCUCAGGAUUUGAAAGGAGAAACUUUUUCUCAUGUAUUUGGGACCAACACAUCCAGCCUGGAAAUGUUCUUGAUGAACAGAAAGAUCAGAGGACCUUGUUGGCUCGAAGUGAAAAAUCCACAGCUCUUGAAUCAGCCAGUCAGUUGGUGUAAAGUUGAGGCAAUGGCCUUGAAACCAGACCUGGUGAAUGUGAUUAAAGAUGUUGGUCCUCCUCCACUUGUGGUCAUGUCUUUCAGCAUGAAGACAAUGCAGAAUGCAAAGACACAUCAAAAUGAGAUUAUUGCUGUGGCAGCUUUGGUCCAUCACAGCUUUGCAUUAGAUAAAGCACCCCCACAGCCUCCCUUCCAGUCGCACUUCUGUGUUGUAUCUAAACCAAAGGACUGUAUUUUUCCAUAUACUUUCAAAGAAGACAUUAAGGAAAAGAAUGUGAAGGUUGAGAUUGCUGCAACAGAAAGAACAUUGCUAGGUUUUUUCCUCGCCAAAGUUCACAAAAUUGAUCCUGAUAUCAUUGUGGGUCAUAAUAUUUAUGGAUUUGAACUGGAAGUGCUCCUGCAGAGAAUUAAUGUGUGCAAAGUUCCUCACUGGUCCAAGAUAGGUCGACUGAAGCGAUCCAACAUGCCAAAGCUUGGGGGCAGGAGUGGAUUUGGUGAAAGAAAUGCUACCUGUGGCCGAAUGAUCUGUGAUGUGGAAAUUUCAGCAAAGGAAUUGAUUCGUUGUAAAAGCUACCAUUUGUCUGAACUUGUUCAACAAAUCCUGAGAACUGAAAGGGUUGUAAUCCCGAUGGAAGAUGUACGAAAUAUGUACAGUGAAUCUUCUCAUCUGUUGUACCUGUUGGAACACACCUGGAAAGAUGCCAGGUUCAUUUUGCAGAUCAUGUGUGAGCUAAAUGUUCUUCCAUUAGCAUUGCAGAUCACUAACAUCGCUGGGAACAUUAUGUCUAGGACGCUGAUGGGUGGACGAUCCGAGCGUAAUGAGUUCUUGUUGCUUCAUGCGUUUUAUGAAAACAACUAUAUUGUGCCUGACAAGCAGAUUUUCAGAAAGCCUCAGCAAAAACUGGGAGAUGAAGAUGAAGACAUAGAUGGAGAGGCCAAUAAAUACAAGAAAGGACGUAAGAAAGCAGCUUAUGCUGGAGGCUUGGUAUUGGACCCUAAAGCUGGUUUUUAUGAUAAGUUUAUUUUGCUCCUGGACUUCAAUAGUUUGUAUCCUUCCAUCAUUCAGGAAUUCAACAUUUGUUUUACAACAGUGCAAAGAGUUGCUUCAGAGACACACAAAAUUACAGAGGAUGGAGAACAAGAACAGAUCCCUGAGCUGCCAGACCCAAACUUAGAAAUGGGCAUUUUGCCCAGAGAGAUCCGGAAGCUGGUAGAGAGAAGAAAACAAGUCAAACAGCUAAUGAAACAGCAGGAUUUAAAUCCAGACCUUGUUCUUCAGUAUGACAUUCGACAGAAGGCUUUGAAGCUCACAGCAAACAGUAUGUAUGGCUGCCUGGGAUUUUCCUACAGCAGAUUUUACGCCAAACCACUGGCUGCUUUGGUGACAUACAAAGGAAGGGAGAUUUUGAUGCAUACAAAGGAGAUGGUACAGAAGAUGAAUCUUGAAGUUAUAUAUGGAGAUACAGAUUCAAUUAUGAUAAACACCAACAGCACUGAUCUGGAAGAAGUAUAUAAAUUGGGAAACAAGGUAAAAAGUGAAGUGAACAAGUUGUACAAACUGCUUGAAAUAGACAUUGAUGGUGUUUUCAAGUCUCUGCUACUGCUGAAGAAAAAGAAGUAUGGUGCUCUGGUUGUUGAGCCAACGUCAGAUGGGAAUUACUCCACCAAACAGGAGCUGAAAGGGUUAGAUAUAGUUAGAAGAGAUUGGUGUGAUCUUGCUAAAGAAACUGGAAACUUUGUCAUUGGCCAGAUUCUUUCUGAUCAAAGCCGAGACACUAUAGUGGAAAACAUUCAGAAGAGGUUAAUAGAAAUUGGAGAAAAUGUGCUAAAUGGCAGUGUCCCAGUGAGCCAGUUUGAAAUUAACAAGGCAUUGACAAAGGAUCCCCAGGAUUACCCUGAUAAAAAAAGCCUACCUCAUGUACAUGUUGCCCUCUGGAUGAAUUCUCAAGGGGGCAGAAAGGUGAAAGCUGGAGAUACCGUGUCGUAUGUCAUCUGUCAGGAUGGGUCAAACCUCACUGCAAGUCAGAGGGCCUAUGCACCUGAGCAGCUACAGAAACAGGACAAUUUAACCAUUGAUACCCAGUACUACCUGGCUCAGCAGAUCCACCCAGUCGUGGCUCGGAUCUGUGAGCCAAUAGAUGGAAUUGAUGCUGUUCUCAUUGCAACAUGGUUAGGACUCGACCCCACCCAGUUUAGAGUUCAUCAUUAUCAUAAGGAUGAGGAGAAUGAUGCCCUCCUUGGUGGCCCAGCCCAGCUCACUGAUGAGGAGAAAUACAGGGACUGUGAAAAAUUCAAGUGCCCAUGCCCUACAUGUGGAACAGAGAAUAUUUACGAUAGUGUCUUGGACGGUUCGGGAACUGAUACGGAGCCCAGCUUGUAUCGCUGCAGUAACAUUGAUUGUAAGGCUUCACCUUUGACCUUUAUGGUACAGCUGAACAACAAAUUGAUCAUGGACAUGAGACGUUGCAUUAAAAAAUACUAUGAAGGCUGGUUGAUUUGUGAGGAGCCAACGUGUCGCAAUCGAACUCGGCGCCUUCCCCUUCAGUUCUCCCGAAAUGGGCCUGUUUGCCAAGUCUGCAUGAAAGCUACACUUCGGCCAGAGUAUUCUGACAAGUCCCUGUACACCCAGCUGUGCUUUUACCGGUACAUUUUUGAUGCGGACUGUGCACUGGAGAAACUUACCACCGAUCAUGAGAAAGAUAAGUGGAAGAAGUUUUUUACCUCCAAAGUUCGUCAGGACUACCAAAAACUCAAGAACACGGCGGAGCAGUUCUUGUCCCGGAGUGGCUACUCGGAAGUGAACCUCAGCAAACUCUUCGCUGACUGUGCCGUGAGGCCGUGAGGGAGGCCCAGAAGUUGGCGGCAGGGUGGGUGAAGAAAGACGCCCGGCUUCCUGGCAACUCCACCACCUCCGCCCAGGCCCUGCCUGCUUCUCAGGCAUCCUGUUUCCUUUAGGACCGUGCCUCGUGUUUGGGC